Molecule: messenger RNA, 1158 nt
Organism: Arabidopsis thaliana (thale cress)
Lineage: Eukaryota; Viridiplantae; Streptophyta; Magnoliopsida; Brassicales; Brassicaceae
Gene: AGL76
Product: AGAMOUS-like 76
Exons: 1
Coding region: 1-1158 (385 amino acids)
Biological process (GO): regulation of DNA-templated transcription; DNA-templated transcription; positive regulation of transcription by RNA polymerase II
Cellular component (GO): nucleus
Molecular function (GO): DNA-binding transcription factor activity, RNA polymerase II-specific; protein dimerization activity; cis-regulatory region sequence-specific DNA binding
Source: RefSeq, marked reviewed
AUGACUAUGCGAUCAUUACCUUUUUCCUCUUCUUCUUAUUCACUCGCUUCCACAAGUUUGAGUAACAGACUUGAGACUAUAUUCAAGAAAGCUUCAGAGCUUUGCACUCUCUGUGAUAUCGAAGCGUGCGUCAUCUAUUACGGACCAGACGGAGAACUUAAGACAUGGCCUAAGGAGAAAGAGAAAGUGAGAGACAUUGCUCUGAGGUAUAGUCAAUUAAACGAAGCCUUGAGAAGCAAGAAAAGCGUUAAUCUUCAUGGGUUCCUGAACAAGAAGAAGAAGAAGAAGAAGAAGGGUUUGAAGAAUCCGAACAAUAAGAGGAAGACUUGUCUUAAGAAGAACGUGAAUGUUUUAAAGUAUCCACUCGCUGAUCAUUACCCUCCCGACCAAGUUUCUCAACUGACUCAGUCCUUAAAACUCCAUGUCUCUAAAUUCCAAGAAAGGCUUCGAUUUCUUGAGUCGCAGAAACAGACAAAACCGGAUCAUCAGAGUUUAACACCAUCCUCUUUGAAUCAUCAGACCCAAUCUUUGAACCCUAGACAGUUUUCGCUGUUUAUGUAUAACCAUGGAGACAAUACUCUGUCUCAGAUCUCAGUCUCUGCAUCAAAUUUCAAUCAGAAUUAUUUCUCAGCGUUACUUGAACAAUCUGAGUUGAAGAAUCAGUUAAUGAAGCAGGAUGGUUAUGAUCAGAAUCAGAACAUGAGGAUGGGUGACAUCACCAACAACAAUUUUCAACUUCCUUACUUCUCAAAGAAAGAAGCGGUACAAGAAUCUGUGAACUACUUUGGGAUGAAUCAGUUGAUGCUGAAGGAGUUAUAUGGUUGUGAUCAAAACAUGUGUAUGGGUAACAUCAAUAGCAACAGCUUUCAACAUCCUUGCGUCUCAAAGGCACAACAUUACUCGGCGGUAGAAGGAUCUGUCAAUAACCAACGACAAUCUGAGUUAAUGCAGCAGGAGCUUUGUGGUUAUGAGCAGAACAUGUGCUUUACCAACAACAAUUUUCAAGUCUCAAACAAAGAAGCGGUUCAAGAAUCUGUGACUAAUUUUGGGUUGAUGCAGCAUGAACUUUAUGGGUGUGAUCAAAACAUGUCUAUGGGCAACAUCAUUAACAACAGCUUUCAACAGCGUCUCAAACACAGAACAAGAAUCUGUGAAUAA